AUGAACUUCUCAAACUUACUUAUCACAAUUUUCGCUUUCGUUGCUGCUAUCGCUUUCGCAGCCCCAGUCCCAAAGUCUGAUGGACAAGUCUUUGACAUUACAAAGCGCGGUCUCAUCUCUGGAAUAGGAUCCUUCUUUGCUGUCGGUUUGGGUGCAUGUGGUGCACAAUCAGCACCAUCAGACAUGGUUAUCGCCCUUCCUACCGUCCAAUAUGGUAACGGAGAGAACUGCUACAAGCAUUACACAGUCACUAACACCAAGACUGGUCAAGUAGUUGACGCAACAGCAGUUGACCAAUGUCCUACUUGUACAGACAACCAAAUCGAUUUAAGCGAAGGUCUUUUCAGCCAACUCACCAAUGGCAACAUGGACCAAGGUUUAUGUGAAUUAACAUGGACCGAGGCCUAA
This is a messenger RNA of Wallemia mellicola CBS 633.66, 408 nucleotides long. RefSeq lists its product as hypothetical. NCBI's taxonomy places the organism in Eukaryota, Fungi, Basidiomycota, Wallemiomycetes, Wallemiales, Wallemiaceae. The record is from RefSeq and is a predicted model, not a curated record. Bases 1 to 408 code for a protein of 135 amino acids. The transcript is spliced from 2 exons.